This is a messenger RNA of Oppia nitens, 940 nucleotides long. RefSeq names its product probable U3 small nucleolar RNA-associated protein 11. Gene Ontology annotation, biological process: rRNA processing. Bases 180 to 932 code for a protein of 250 amino acids. The transcript has 4 exons. The record is from RefSeq and is a predicted model, not a curated record. Gene Ontology annotation, cellular component: small-subunit processome; nucleolus. NCBI's taxonomy places the organism in Eukaryota, Metazoa, Arthropoda, Arachnida, Sarcoptiformes, Oppiidae.
GUCAUGUAUGCCACCUAUGGGUUAGUGUUUGUAAAUUGUAUGCAAUGUUUAUAUUGUAAUAAAAAUGUUUGAUUUGUUUUGUUGAACACGUGUUUGUAUUCAUUCACUAAUUGUCACUUUAUUUGAUCCCAUUUUUGUUUGAUUGAUAUAAACUUCGAUAUUAUUGCUUAAAGAUCACAAUGUCUUCAUUAAAAAGGGCGAUAAAGUCUCGACAGAGAUUACAUAAAGAGAGACAUCAGCCUGACUUUCGGAAACAUUUGGGAUAUUUGGAAAAGAAGAAGGACUACAAACAAAGGGCUAAUGAUUUCCAGAAGAAGGAAAAGGCAUAUAAAUUGAUGCGACAGAAGGUAUUGGACAAGAAUUCCGAAGAAUUUCACUUUCAUAUGAUUCGAUCGCAACUGAAAGAUGGUGUCCAUUACGAGAUGAGAGAUGACGACAAAGAGUUGACCGCAGAGGAGAAACAACUGAUGCAAACACAAGAUAUUAAUUAUAUUCAACAGAAACGUAUUAUUGAAUUGAAGAAAAUCGAGAAAUUAAGACAAAACUUGCAUUUAAUUGAUUGCGAAAAACCAUCAAAAAAUAAACACUAUUUCUUUGUCGACAACAAAAAAGAAAAGAAAAACUUUGAUUUUGCCAAACGUUUGAAUACAAGUGAAGAGUUGCUGAAAAUGGGUUAUAAUAUCUCCAAUUCGGACCAAUUAAUGGAUAAAAUUGAUGAAAAAGAUAUCAAAAAUAUUGCACACUUGAGAAACAAAUCGUACCAACAAUUGGAGAGACGAAUCGAAAGAUUAAAAUUUUUAGAUCUUUUAUAUCAAAAGAUGGACAUUAAGAAGAAAUUACUGAAUAAAAAAGAGGAAAAACCAAAAUCGGUUUCCAAGGGGUCGACCACUAAAGCGCCGCAAUUCAAGUGGAAAUCAGAGCGAAAACGAUAAUAUAUUAU